AGUUCAAAACGCCUGGGACCUGCCCAGUACAUUAUGUCAGCUGUCAAUGACACCAAAUCCAACUCUGCAGUGUUCCUGCUCACUGGGAUACCUGGGCAGGAAGACGUCCAUCUCUGGAUCUCUAUCCCCUUCUGCUUAAUGUAUGUUAUCUCAAUAGUAGGAAAUUCAGUCAUCCUGUUCAUUAUAAAAACAGAUCCUAGCCUCCAUGAGCCCAUGUACAUUUUCCUUUCCAUGUUGGCCGUCACAGACCUUGGCUUAUCGAUAACCACCAUGCCAACAAUACUGGGCAUAUACUUGUUUAACUCUAGGGAGAUCAGCCUUGAUGCCUGUUUUGCCCAGCUGUUCUUCAUCCACUCACUGUCAUUCACUGAAUCCUCCAUUCUCUUGUUGAUGGCCUUUGACCGCUUUGUUGCCAUCUGUAACCCACUGAGAUACGCUUCCAUCUUAACUCGUCCAAGAAUAGCCAAGAUGGGACUGAUGUUUGUGUUAAGAGGGUUUAUCCUAACAUUCCCACUCCCCUUUCUCUUGAAGCGGUUCCAAUACUGUCGAGCCAAUGUCCUCUCCCAUUCCUACUGCCUUAACCAGGAGGUCAUGAAGAUCGCUUGUUCAGAUAUCACAGUCAACAGCCUGUAUGGUUUGUUUAUUACACUCUUAAUGGUGGGGUUGGAUUCGCUGUUCAUAUUCCUCUCUUAUGUGAGGAUCCUCAAAACAGUGCUGAAAGUUGCAUCCCCCACAGAAUGCCUGAGGGCCCUGAACACCAGCGUCUCCCACCUCUGUGCUGUUCUCCUCUUUUACACACCAAAGAUCAGCUUGUCUGUGUUACACAGAUUCGGGAAGGGCUCUCCUCCAUUGCUUCAGAUUCUCCUGGGCUACGUCUACCUGCUGGUCCCGCCUCUGAUGAAUCCAAUUGUGUACAGCAUGAAAAGCAAACACCUUCGUGUGAGGAUAAUCAGGUUGUUUGUCAAGCGAUGGGUCAGUUCAUUACCCGGGUCCAGCGCUGGUUACAUGGCAGAUGAAAACCAGGGGACAUCUAUUCCAUCCUGGACCCUUACAUUCGAGAUGACAUAA
Messenger RNA from Gopherus flavomarginatus (Mexican gopher tortoise), 1068 nucleotides. Its product is annotated as olfactory receptor 51G2-like. Lineage: Eukaryota; Metazoa; Chordata; Testudines; Testudinidae. Gene Ontology annotation, molecular function: olfactory receptor activity; G protein-coupled receptor activity. The transcript has a single exon. The record is from RefSeq and is a predicted model, not a curated record. Gene Ontology annotation, biological process: G protein-coupled receptor signaling pathway. Gene Ontology annotation, cellular component: membrane. The coding region runs from base 34 to 1068 and encodes 344 amino acids.